AUCAUAUUUCCCUUUCUUGAUCAGAAAACACAACGCAGCUCCGAAGUCCGAAGAGCCGCUCAUUUGGUUUCGUCAAUUUCAUAUACUGUAUAUUCCCCAAUAUAGUACAUUUUAUAUUAUAUAUAUACAGACACAGACAUCGACGAGUCUCUUCGUUUCUCCAUCUCAAUCUCAACCUGUUCGGAAUCGCCUUCCAGUGCCUCAGAUGGGAAGUCAACAGAAUGGUGCUGCAUCUGAAGUCAAUAUGCCUACCACUCGUGGCCUUGACAUAGCCUUGGACCAAAAUGGUUCUGCACUCAGUGGGUCUCUUUGUGAUUCGAACAUAGAUACCCUAAGAAAUGGUGGGGACAAAGCAAAUGGAGAUGUUAAGAGCCCUGCUAGCAUUCCCAAUGUUUAUGCAGAAGAUGUGGUGAGAAGUAAGAUGAGCAAUGUGAUUGGGAUUGUGACUGAAGUUGCUGGUGACUUAGAUUCCGACAGCGGCAUUACUGAUGACGACGAUGAUGAUGACAAUGACGAUGAUGAUGAAGAUGACGAUGAGGAUGAGGAUAAUGCUGAGGAUGAGGAACGUAAUGUUCAUGAUAAAUCUCGGGACAAUCAUGAUGAGAAUGAGGGUGCUGAUAAGUCUGGUCCUCUUUCUGCUGAACAAGUUCGAGUACUUUGGAUAAAUGGUACAGAGACUACUGAAAAUCAUAGUGAUUUAACACUCACAGAUCGUGGGUUCUUGCACGGUGAUUAUGUUGCCGCUGCAUCAGACCCAACAGGGCAAUUGGGCGUUGUGGUUGAUGUUAAUAUAAUGGUGGAUUUGUCCGCUCCAGAUGGAUCGAGUAUUGAAAACAUUUCAUCCCGAGACUUGAAGCGCGUCAGAGAUUUUACUGUGGGUGAUUAUGUUGUCCUUGGCCCUUGGCUGGGCCGAAUAGAUGAUGUUUUAGAUAAUGUAACCGUGAAAGUUGAUGAUGGCUCCGUGUGCAAAGUAGUGAAGGCUGAUCCUCUACGCCUCAGACCAGUGACCAAGAAUUUACUGGAAGAUGGGCAUUGUCCUUACUACCCAGGUCAACGUGUCAGAGCUACCUCUUCGUCGAUCUUUAAGAAUUCCAGGUGGUUAUCUGGGUUAUGGAAAGCUACAAAGUUGGAAGGUACUGUUAUUAAAGUCACUGUUGGAUCCGUGUUUGUAUACUGGAUAGCAUCUGCAGGCUAUGGACCCAAUUCUUCUACUGCUCCGGCUGAAGAGCAGAGUCCAAAGAACUUGAAGUUGCUGUCAUGUUUUGCCUAUGCAAAUUGGCAACUUGGUGAUUGGUGUCUUCUUCAGUCUUCUCAGCAAGAGUCGUCAAUUCCCUUACACAAGCGAUUGUCAAAAUUAAAGAUCGAUGAUUCUGCCAAAGGUGAAGAAGAUUCUUCUCAGCCAGGAACUGGAUGCGAUUCUGAAGAGGUUGAGUGCGAUGAGAAUGAAUUCAUGGAUGAUCCAAUGGCACCGUCAGAUGUGAAUAAUGUAAAUACUGCCUCAUCUGAGUGCAGCUCUUGUGGCAGUUCGUUGUCGUCCGUGAAGGAACCUGUCCAUGAGUCUAGGCCAAUUCAUCGCAAAAGAAUCCGCAAAGUUGUGGUCAAGAGAGAUAAGAAGACUCGCAAGAAGGAGGACAAUUUUGAAAGAGCUCUCCAGAUUGUUAAUACCAGGACAAAAGUUGAUGUUCUCUGGCAAGAUGGGACGAUAGAACAUGGGUUAGAUUCCGCAAAAUUGAUUCCAAUCGAAACUCCUGGUGAUCAUGAUUUCGUUGCCGAGCAGUAUGUGGUGGAGAAAGCUGCUGAUGAUGAAGAUUACGCUGGUGAGCCUCGGCGUGUGGGCGUUGUGAGAAGUGUGAAUGCGAAAGAGCGGACGGCUUGUGUAAACUGGUUAAAACCUGUUGCAAAGGCAGAAGAUCCACGUGAGUUUGACAAGGAGGAAAUUGUAAGCGUGUAUGAGCUGGAGGGACAUCCUGAUUAUGAUUAUUGUUAUGGAGAUGUUGUUGUACGGCUCUCAACCAUGACUUCUCGAACAAUGGCUUCUGGGGAUUCUGUGGAGACCCCAAAGCAGUUAAAUGAAUCGAAUGAGGAAAAUGUGAAUAUGGAAGAGUCAAAUAAUGCCAAGAAAGUGUCUGGUGAUGAAGGUUGUGCGGACUUCUCUGAUUUCUCUUGGGUAGGGAAUAUAAGUGGACUGAAAAAUGGAGAUAUUGAAGUCACAUGGGCUGAUGGCAUGGUUUCAACGGUAGGACCUCAAGCUAUAUAUGUUGUUGGUCGUGAUGAUGAUGAUGGAUCACUUGCUGAUGGGAGUGGCUUGAGCGACGUUGCCAGUUGGGAAACAGUUGAGGAUGAUGAGAUGGAUACCCAUGAGCAAGAACAAGAGGAACAAGGGCAGCAAAGUGGGUGGGAUGCUGAUUCAAACAUAGAAAGUGCAGAAGAUAAUUCUGGAAGAAAUUCAGCACUCUCUCUUCCUUUUGUGGCACUUGGGUUCGUGACAAGAUUGGCAACUGGAAUAUUUUCACGUGGACGAAAAAAUGCUGAUUCAACUGAAUUGGAUCCGGAAGCGGAGAAUCAUGUGCAAUCAGAACCCUUGAUAAAGAAUUCCGAGGACAGAUGUUCCAGCGACGAAGCCAACUCAGAGAAAUCGAAUGUCCUGUUCGUUGCGGAUUCAGAAACAACGGAUCAAAGCAGGGAGAAAUGUGUUUCUGCAGAUUUAAUAUACGCCCGAGAGAGUUUAAAUAGUAUGAGAUCUCAAGAUUCAAUUCCCCCUCCUACGAAUGAGGAUGAUGGCUCUACAUUCAAGCACUUCGACAUAUCUAGAGACCCCUUUGAUCAUUAUUUCCUUGGUACAAAUGCGCAGAGUAACAAUCCAAGAAAGUGGUUUAGGAAGGUACAUCAAGAUUGGGACAUCCUUCAAAACAACCUUCCCGAUGACAUCUAUGUGCGGGUUUAUGAGGACCGGAUGGACCUAUUGAGGGCAGUGAUAGUCGGGGCAUACGGAACUCCUUAUCAAGAUGGUCUCUUUUUCUUCGAUUUUCACCUUCCGCCGGAGUACCCUGAUGUUCCACCGUUGGCAUAUUAUCAUUCUGGUGGGUGGCGGAUAAAUCCUAACUUGUAUGAGGAAGGGAAGGUCUGCCUUAGCCUCUUGAAUACGUGGACCGGCAAAGGGAACGAAGUGUGGGACCCAUCGUCCUCAAGCAUUCUUCAAGUUCUGGUCUCGCUCCAAGGGCUUGUCCUGAAUGCUAAACCUUAUUUCAAUGAGGCAGGCUACGAUAAACAGAUUGGGACAGCUGAAGGCGAGAAGAACUCGCUGUCCUACAACGAGAAUACAUUCUUGCUCAACUGCAAGAUGAUGAUGAAUCUAAUGAGGCGUCCUCCCAAGGACUUUGACCCUCUCAUCAAAGAGCACUUCAAAAAGCGGGGCUUCUACAUCCUUAGAGCCUGCGAUGCCUACAAGAAGGGCUACCUAAUUGGCUCUCUAGCCAAAGAUGCCUCUACAGUCGACGACGAGAGCCAUGCCAACUCCACCUCAAUCGGCUUCAAGCUCAUGCUAGGAAAGAUUGUCCCGAAGCUUCUCCUCUCGCUGGAAGAAAUAGGAGUCGAUUGUUGCGAAUUCGAGCAUCUCAGGAACUCAUAACAACUGGAGCUGCCUUCAGAAGGUCCGACCUCUGCUUACGCCUUCCUUAGCCAAAGAAAAGGACAGGUCUAGUUAUCUCUCGCCCAUUCUUUUGUUCUUGUUAACAUUAACAUUGGAUACGACAAUCAAUGUAAAGGGAUUUCCACUCCGUGUCGAAGUUCCAUUA
Molecule: messenger RNA, 3794 nt
Organism: Punica granatum (pomegranate)
Lineage: Eukaryota; Viridiplantae; Streptophyta; Magnoliopsida; Myrtales; Lythraceae
Source: RefSeq, a predicted model, not a curated record